Messenger RNA from Alnus glutinosa, 1679 nucleotides. RefSeq names its product vesicle-associated protein 2-2-like. Gene Ontology annotation, cellular component: endoplasmic reticulum membrane; plasma membrane. The transcript has 9 exons. Bases 393 to 1358 code for a protein of 321 amino acids. NCBI's taxonomy places the organism in Eukaryota, Viridiplantae, Streptophyta, Magnoliopsida, Fagales, Betulaceae. Gene Ontology annotation, biological process: endoplasmic reticulum membrane organization. The record is from RefSeq and is a predicted model, not a curated record.
CUUUUUUAAAAUUCCGAGGCCUGUAAAUGGAAAUUGGAAUUUAUCGAUCCCACCGAAGCUUACUGUUGUGUAUAUAUAUAUAUAAUUAAAAGCGGAGUUUCCACGCAAAAUUGCAUUCCCUUGUCUUUUCAAAUCAAUUCCAUUUCCACCCUUAAAUUCCUCUCACUCCUACUCUCUCUCUCUCUCUCUGUGAUUCCGAACGCUGUCGUUUCUCUGGCUCGUUUUCAUCUACUGCCUACUGGUUUCUAGAACGAUCGAAUUCCCAGCUGAUUCAAACCGUCGGCGUUUUCAGUACCGCAACCGGCAAGGAUAAGAGAGACCUGGGCAUUGGCCGCGAGUUUUGCGUACUGUAAGGAUUGUAUUUGAAUUUGAAUUUGUUGUGACGAAGAGAAAUGAGUACGCAGUUUUUGGAAAUUCAGCCCAAGGAACUGAAAUUCAUAUUUGAGUUGAAGAAGCAUAGUUCAUGCUCAGUUCGACUGGCCAAUAAUACCCACAGCUAUGUUGCUUUUAAGGUUAAAACUACAUCCCCUAAGAAGUACUGUGUGCGACCAAAUGUAGGUAUUAUUUCGCCGAAAUCAAGUUGUGAUUUUUCAGUUACAAUGCAAGCUCAACGGACAGCUCCUCCUGAUAUGGCGUGCAGAGACAAGUUCUUGAUCCAAAGCACGAUAGUUCCUGAUGGGACAACUGAUGAGAACAUUACGCCUAGCAUGUUUGCCAAAGAUGGCGGCAAGUACAUUGAAGAGAACAAGCUGAGAGUAAUCCUUGUUAGCCCACCCCAUUCACCGGUGUUGUCACCAAUUAAUGGAGCACUGAAACAGGGGCUGGCUUAUGAAGCUUCAAAGCUGAAAAGUCAGUUUUCGAGUAGAGUUGAAACAAAGCAAACGGUUACUAAGGAUGUAGAUGAGUCCAAUUUGGUCAAUGAUGAGGUGCUAAGCCUAGAAAAGGAUAUGGAGUUCGAAACAGUGGAGGAUGCAGAACAAAGUCCAGCAAAUGAUGCAGAACUGAGGACAGCAAAGGAUGCAGAAUUUGAGCCAGAAGAGGAUUCAAAAUUGAAGCCAGCAGAGGAUGUGGGGUCAAAUUCAAUAAAGAAAGUGGAGGAGUUAAAUUUAAUUAAAGAUAUUGAGGAGAUGAAGUCAAAACUUGAUGGUCUUGAAUCAAAGCUAAGGGAGGCUGAAGGUACCAUUUCAAAGCUAACAGAGGAGAGGAGAUCAAGCGUUCAAGAUAUAAAAGUGUUGCAGGAGAAACUUGCAGAACUGAGCAGAAGAGGAGUAAGAAGAGUUCAAGUGGGAUUUCCUCUUCUGUUUGUUUGUAUGGUGGCACUCAUCAGUGUUGUGGUUGGAUACCUUUUACACCUUUGAAAAGUGCACAAAGCUUUUACAAUAUAUUGAUAGUUAGAGGUAUAAAUAAGUACAGGAAUCCCUUAAAAGGAGGUAUUUUAGUCAGCGUUUUCAAUGUGGCCAAUGUAAUUUUCUGCGAAUGUAAUUUUCUUGGAAAAAAAGAAGAAGAAAAGUAAAAUGAAAAUGUAUGCAAGUGAAGCCAUUACUUUGAUUAUUAGAUAUAAUAAUGUACUUGAUCUGGAGAGUUAAGCUACGGUCCAGAAUUUCUUCUUCUGGUCUAACCAACUGUAAAUUUGGAAAAUUGGAAGCUAAAUUUAAUUUUGUUUUGUAUUUUUCUUUUGA